Nematolebias whitei (Rio pearlfish) is the source of this 1105-nucleotide messenger RNA. It is a transcript of the gene jam2a, whose product is annotated as junctional adhesion molecule 2a. Gene Ontology annotation, cellular component: protein complex involved in cell adhesion; cell surface; tight junction. Gene Ontology annotation, biological process: leukocyte tethering or rolling. The coding region runs from base 138 to 1064 and encodes 308 amino acids. Lineage: Eukaryota; Metazoa; Chordata; Actinopteri; Cyprinodontiformes; Rivulidae. The record is from RefSeq and is a predicted model, not a curated record. The transcript has 11 exons.
GGUCCGGCCGCCUCCUUCCCUCCCUUCCUCCCUCACUCCUCCUCCGGUCUGGACAGCAGUUUGGUCCCUGGAUGCUGGAUGAUCGGUCGAGGAGUUGUGGACAAGUGUGAUCUGAAGGAUCUGCCUCUCAGCCAGAGAUGGAGAGGACGUCCCUCUGUCUUCCUGUGGUUCUGUUACUGAUGCAGUGUUCCCCCUCCUGUUCUGUAACUGUGUCGACCAACGAACCUAAGGUGGAAGUGAAGGAGUUCUCAGAUGCUGUGCUGUCAUGCCUAUUCCACACAGAGAUUGACCAGAACCCACGCAUCGAGUGGAAAAAAACGGGGAAAGAUGUCUCCUUUGUGUACUUCAACGGACAAUUCAAAGGUUCCUUUGGGGGCCGAGCCACCAUCGAAGGGGCCACGGUGACGCUGCACGGUGUGACCCAGGAGGACGCCGGAGAGUACCGAUGUGAGGUCAGCGCUCAUCUGGACAUCGUCAACCUGGGAGAGACCAACAUCACGCUCAAAGUCCUGGUGCCUCCACACACCCCGUCCUGUGAAAUCCCUGCCUCAGCCGUGACGGGCUCAGUGGUGCAGCUGCGCUGUUGGGACCAACAGAGCAUCCCACCUGCUAAGUACUCCUGGUUCAAGGACAGCAAGCCAAUCAGCCCGCCCCGCCGUGCUAAUGCGACAUAUCUGAUCAACUCCCAAACGGGAAUACUGGAGUUUCAGUCUGUGGCCAAAGAGGACACGGGUCACUACAGCUGCCUGGCGUCAAACGAAGUGGGACAACCCAAAAUGUGUGAGGGGAAACACAUGACAGUAGAGGAUGUAAACGUCACCGCCGUGGUGGCGGUAGUGCUGGUGGUCUGCCUGCUGGGCAUCGUCUGCGGCUGCGGGGGACUCCUCUUGCACCGGAACGGUUUCCUCACCCGACACAGAGGAAGGUCUUUUUGGAUCUCCCAGUGCCCCGGUGCAGCCCACAUCAGCAGCCAAACCCUGCACAGAACCGAAGACACGUCCAACGUCAACUACAUCCCGCCACCCCAAGAGGACUUCAAACACACACAAUCAUUCAUGCUCUGACGAGACGGCCUUUUCUCCACAACGAGGUGCCAACACGAGGU